Messenger RNA from Oppia nitens, 3376 nucleotides. RefSeq names its product semaphorin-5A-like. The transcript has 6 exons. NCBI's taxonomy places the organism in Eukaryota, Metazoa, Arthropoda, Arachnida, Sarcoptiformes, Oppiidae. Gene Ontology annotation, molecular function: semaphorin receptor binding; chemorepellent activity. Gene Ontology annotation, biological process: semaphorin-plexin signaling pathway; axon guidance; neural crest cell migration. The record is from RefSeq and is a predicted model, not a curated record. The coding region runs from base 15 to 2966 and encodes 983 amino acids.
GAUUAUUUUAUAAUAUGUUAAGUCAAUUAAGAGUCAAAUUACUGCAUAAUUAUGUGCUGUUAUUAUGCAUUUGUGUAACACUAUCGACAAAUACCAAUAAUUUUGUGGAGCGAUAUUCGCAUACUGGUGUCACUUACUAUCGACAGUUGCUGUUUGAUGUGCAUAACUAUCAACUAAUAGUUGGCGCCCGGGAUUAUCUGUUACGCGUGGGUUUGGACAGCUUUGCAACCUCUCGUCCGGAAGCCCACUAUAUACCAGCCGACGCCGAAAAACAAAAAUUAUGCGAACGAAAAGGCAUGAAACGAUGGCAGUGCCAUAACUACAUUACAGUACUGUUGCCCAUCACUGCCACCAAACAGGUGCUCGUCUGUGGCACCAAUGCCUUCUCACCGGAGUGUGAGAUAAGACAGUUAAUGAGUUUGUCGACUGUCAUCAAACGCGAAUCGGGUGUUAGUCGAAGUUCGUUCAGUCCUCUCUGGAAUACCAGCGCUUUGCUAACAUAUUCCGGUGACUACUAUUAUGCCGGUCCUCUUGACUUUCGUGGUAUCGACGCUGCAAUUACCAAACAUCCCAGCAAUCAAUUGCCACCGACUCAGACAUCACUAUUGGCAACCAGUAAUCCGAUUAAAAAGUCAAUCCUAAGAACAAUGCAAUCGGAUUCCAAGUGGAUCAACGCCGACGCCAACUUUGUCUUCAAUUUUGAAUAUGAAAAUCACAUUUACUUCCUGUUCAGAGAGUCGGCAGUCGAGUACAUAAACUGCGGCAAAAAGAUAUACUCCCGAAUCGGUCGGGUUUGUAAAAACGAUGUCGGCGGACAACUCUAUUAUCGGGAAAAUUGGACAUCAUUUACAAAAUCGAGACUAAACUGUUCAAUACCCGGAUUAUUCCCAUUUUAUUUUGAUGAGAUCGAGUCAGUCGAUUGGGUCGACUCGGGAGAUGUGCCCACACUUUAUGCCACAUUUAAUACUCCAGAAAACUCAAUUCAUGGUUCAGCCGUUUGUGCCUAUCGUAUCGAUGCUGUGUUGACCGCAUUUCACGGACUAUUCAAACAACAAAAGUCAACCGAUUCGAUGUGGCAGAGCUCUCAAGCAGACAAAGACACCUUCGAGUGUCAGGCAUUCAACAAGAAUCAGUCUGAAUGGCAUCAAAUGCAAAGACUGAACUCACAGUUCCAGUUAAUGGAUUCGGCCGUACAGUCGGUCAAUGGACGACCAUAUGUUAUUGAAACAAACAAACGGUUCCAGUUUAUAGCUGUCGAUGUUAUUCAAAGUAAACAUCACAAAUCAAUUGAAGUGAUGUUUGUGUCGACAACUGAUGGCUGGCUUAUGAAGUAUGUCCGCUGGCCAUUCGCUACCAAAUCGUGUCUCAUCGACCAGUUUCGGGUCAUAGCCAACACUACCAAUGAUGCCAUACUCUCGAUGAAACUUUUGAGAGACACUCAAUCAAUAUAUUUGGGAACUAAACGAGAAAUAAUAAGGAUAUCGGUUGAGCGUUGCCAUCAAUACACGGAUAAAACUCAGUGUGAACUAAGUGGCGAUCCUUAUUGUGGUUGGGAUCAGUUGAAAUUGGCAUGUACUACAGCACCGGGAGGUAAUCCUCACUCACAAGAGUGGCUGCAAUCUGAUUCACAGCAAUGUCAAGAAGCGAAACUAAACCAAUGGAGUGAUUGGUUAUCAUGUAAUCAACUAAAUAAAACUAUUGGUGACCAAUGCUUUUGUCGAAUGAGAUCAUGUGCUGAGACCAGUUCUAGUGAUACCUGUAUUAAUGGCAAAGAAGUCCAAGUUUCUAACUGUACCCAACACGGAGGUUGGACUGAUUGGUCUCAAUGGUCUCAAUGUAGUGCCACUUGCGGGGCGACCAACAAAUAUCGGUACCGCAAGUGUUCAAACCCGGCGCCAGCUUUUGGUGGGCGUCAAUGUCGCGGACCUGACAAAGAAUCUAUACAGUGCACUAACUUACCUCCCUGUGUCAAUCUGACACAACCAGAGCCAGUGAAGCCAAUAAAUCAAUGGUCCGAUUGGUCUGAUUGGGAGGUCUGUUCAUCUAAAUGCGGAGGUGGUGUACAAUUGCGAAGAAGACGGUGUGAAUACAAAGAUAUGUACAAAGGAUGUGUGGGCUGUGAUGUCGAAUGGCGUAUAUGUAACCGACACGAGUGUGCGGAGUCCCGGCAACACUCUGAAUGGACCGAUUGGCUCAUAAAAAAUAUCACUGGCGAUGGUGUGGUUGAGCAGAGAUUCAGAUUCAUCUGUAAGUCUCAGACAGGAGAGGGUCAGGGAUUGAGUGUACAAACGAAAAUUGAAGAAAGAUUUAUUGCGUCAAACAAUGUGUGGUCUCAGUGCUCGGAUGAUGCCUGUAAUGGCUGGCAGUUUAAGUGGAACGGUGACCAUUAUAUUAGACGUGAAUGCACUUCAAAUCAAUGUCAGGGAUGGACUCAAUGGACACAAUGGACACAAUGCAUGUAUGGCAAACAGUUCCGUUCCCGACAGUGUGAUGGCAGUGACAAAUGUGUUGGCCAUUACAAGGAGUUCCGUCAUUGCGACAGAAAUAAUGAACAAUAUGUUCCCAACGAAGAAAACAAUUCAUUAGAUAUGAUUAAUGACAAACCGGUAUUCAGGAGUUCCUUAUCGGCCGAAGCAGAGUCCAGUAAUGAACAAACAGUUAGUUUACAAAAAUUAGUACUUUUCUGUAUUCUGUCAUUUAUUACGGGUGGCUUCAUAUGUGGUUUAAUUAUAUACAUUUUAUUAACCAAAACGGAGCGAUUCGGUGGUGUAAGCCAUAAGAGGCUAAGCCUACGGCAGUUUUUGCCGCAAAAGUCGACGGCCAACGCAUACGAGUCACCGCACGACUACAAGUCUAACUCAUCGGUGUUGUCACCGUUAAACAGCAGUAUUCCUCCCGUAAGAGAGGCCACAAUCAAAAGGGGUUCCAGUAUAAGGGCUCAGUUGCAUUCAGACCAAAACUUUUAGAUUAACAAAAAAAAAACAUGACUUCAGUUUAAAAAAUAUAUAUAUCACUGACCAAGAAGUUCAAAGUUCAUUGGACUUCAAUAUAUUAUAUAUCAAUUAAUUUGAUCUCAACUCAACCUUUUUUUUUGAUAGGCAUUUAAAUUGUUCUCCAAAACGAUAUAAUGACAGCUAUUUCUGAAUGAUUAGACGUUGAGAAUGAGCGUAUAGUUAGCUAACAGUAGUUUCAAAUCACAACUACCCGUCCCACACAACAUAUAUGCUAAAUAUUUAUGAUAUAAACGAGAAAGUGUUUGAAGUUUUUUGUAAAAUUUAUGUUGAAAUAGAUUUUUAUUUUUAAAAAAAGUGAUAAAUUAAGUCAAAUUUAAUGAAUGGAAAAGUUUAUGUAACUAUUUUUAUUAUUAUUAUUUAUA